Molecule: messenger RNA, 953 nt
Organism: Aspergillus saccharolyticus JOP 1030-1
Lineage: Eukaryota; Fungi; Ascomycota; Eurotiomycetes; Eurotiales; Aspergillaceae
Product: SEC61-beta family protein
Exons: 3
Coding region: 163-546 (127 amino acids)
Biological process (GO): intracellular protein transport
Cellular component (GO): Sec61 translocon complex
Source: RefSeq, a predicted model, not a curated record
CACCCGCCUCCCCGACCUUCUGCCAUCCACUUCAUCCUCCUUCUCCCCAGCCGACCUCCUUCCUUGUCCCAUCGGCCAAUUCAUCUAUCCAGCUUCUUCACUUCCCUCAAUAAUCUUUUCCUUUUCUCUAUCUGCUUUUUAGCCUUUCUUUUCACUUUCACAAUGGCUUCCCCUCGUGCUGCUUCUCCCUUGACCUCCGGCGCCGAGUCUGGUCCCGACACCAAAUCUGCCGGCGCUAGCUCCGGUGCUUCUGCCGUCUCCUCUGUCAACCGUCCCUCAUCUCCCACUCCUCCUGGUGGUCCCCGUGCUGCUUUGCGUCGUCGCGCGGCCGCCGACCACAAGGAGUCCCUCCGCAAUGCCAGACCCAGCUCCACUCGCGCUGCCGGUGCAGGUGGUUCUUCUGGCACGAUGCUGAAGCUCUACACUGACGAGAGCCCCGGCUUGAGAGUCGACCCCGUUGUCGUUCUGGUUCUCAGUCUGGGAUUCAUCUUCUCCGUUGUCGGUCUUCACGUCAUCGCCAAGAUCACCCGCAAGUUCUCUUCGUAAAUCGCCCAACAAGCCACCGGUGCACGGUUAAACUGCCCUAGGCCCUGGCCCAUCCAUACAUUUGUUGAUGGGUGGUGGUACCCGCCGCGGGUGAGGAUACUGAAAUCCGGCUUUGCGAAUUGAACUGUCCGCCAUUUACCACCUUCGAAAUCAUAUACCCCUGGUGUCCUCUUUCUCUUUACAUUCUGUGUGCGCCGGUAAUGGGGACAGUUUCUCGCAACACACGCGAUCGACACAGCGCGCUUUUGUAUUUUGUCUGGAUUCGAAUCUAUCUGCCGCAUAGGACGAAACGGACAUGCCCGAACAGGCAAAGGAGAAUUCUUUCCGAGGAAGAGAAGGAGAGAGAGGAAGUGGAACGAAAUGAAUAUGUGUAAUUAUAGUGCUUAUCAAUGGAAACGAGAUUUGAU